GCCGAGUGACCUGCGCACUGAGGGUGUCGGCCGCCAUAGAGCCGGGCUGGUAUUUUCCAACAGAUUUUGUUUUAAUAUUGGAAACAGUUUCAUGGUGGAGGGUCCCGCCGCCUCUCUGCUGAAGGGGUCGGUUCGAGCCGAGCCUUAGGCCGGCCAUCCAUUCUGACGGGAGGCGGUUAGCUGCAGCUUGUACCUUCAUCAGGACCUCCCUCCCCCCCUCCCCACUCCCUGCCCCCUCUUUUUUUUCUCUCCUCUCUUCCCCUGUAAGCGAGUCCUAUGUGAAAGGAGCCAUCAGCCAACAUGUCAAACCUGGGCAAAGCUGGGACGAAGAAAGACACCAAGAUGAGGAUACGAGCCUUUCCUAUGACUAUGGAUGAAAAGUAUGUAAAUAGUAUCUGGGAUCUAUUGAAGAAUGCCAUCCAAGAGAUUCAGCGCAAAAAUAAUAGUGGGCUCAGCUUUGAAGAACUCUACAGAAAUGCCUAUACAAUGGUAUUGCAUAAACAUGGUGAGAAAUUAUAUACUGGACUGAGAGAAGUUGUAACUGAACAUCUGAUCAAUAAGGUACGAGAAGAUGUGUUGAACUCAUUAAAUAACAACUUCCUGCAGACCUUAAAUCAAGCAUGGAAUGACCAUCAGACAGCAAUGGUGAUGAUAAGAGACAUCCUCAUGUACAUGGAUCGUGUGUACGUACAACAGAAUAACGUAGAGAAUGUUUACAACUUGGGGUUGAUCAUUUUCAGAGAUCAAGUUGUACGUUAUGGUUGUAUCAGAGACCAUCUACGCCAAACUCUCUUGGAUAUGAUUGCACGUGAAAGAAAAGGAGAGGUAGUAGACAGAGGUGCAAUUCGAAAUGCUUGCCAAAUGUUAAUGAUUCUUGGCCUAGAGGGUCGUUCGGUAUAUGAGGAAGAUUUUGAGGCUCCAUUUUUAGAAAUGUCUGCUGAAUUCUUCCAGAUGGAAAGCCAGAAGUUCUUAGCAGAAAAUAGUGCAUCUGUGUACAUUAAGAAAGUGGAAGCACGGAUUAAUGAAGAAAUUGAGCGGGUUAUGCACUGUCUUGAUAAAUCUACAGAAGAACCAAUUGUGAAGGUGGUGGAGAGGGAAUUAAUUUCUAAGCACAUGAAGACUAUAGUGGAAAUGGAAAACUCAGGCCUAGUCCAUAUGUUAAAAAACGGAAAAACAGAAGAUCUAGCUUGUAUGUACAAGCUUUUCAGUCGUGUGCCAAAUGGAUUGAAAACUAUGUGUGAGUGUAUGAGUUCCUACUUGAGAGAACAGGGCAAAGCACUAGUGUCCGAAGAAGGAGAAGGCAAGAACCCAGUGGACUAUAUCCAGGGUCUUUUGGAUCUCAAGGGCAGAUUUGAUCGUUUCCUUCAAGAUUCAUUCAACAAUGAUCGUCUUUUUAAACAGACCAUUGCUGGUGACUUUGAAUACUUUCUUAACCUCAACUCCAGGUCCCCAGAAUAUUUGUCACUAUUUAUUGAUGACAAACUUAAAAAAGGAGUAAAAGGUUUGACAGAACAAGAAGUGGAGACUAUCUUGGACAAGGCUAUGGUUCUGUUCCGAUUCAUGCAGGAGAAGGAUGUGUUUGAACGAUACUAUAAGCAACAUUUAGCCAGAAGGCUCCUCACUAACAAAAGUGUAUCUGAUGACUCCGAGAAAAACAUGAUCUCAAAACUUAAGACGGAGUGUGGCUGCCAGUUCACAUCCAAACUGGAGGGAAUGUUCAGAGACAUGAGUAUCUCAAAUACAACAAUGGAUGAAUUCCGACAGCAUUUACAAACUACAGGGGUUUCUCUAGGAGGUGUUGACUUGACAGUAAGAGUUCUGACUACAGGUUAUUGGCCAACACAGUCUGCUACACCAAAAUGUAACAUCCCCCCAGCACCACGACAUGCAUUUGAAGUCUUUAGAAGAUUCUAUUUGGCAAAGCACAGUGGUCGACAGCUCACACUCCAGCAUCACAUGGGUUCAGCGGAUCUAAAUGCUACUUUCUAUGGACCUGUGAAAAAGGCAAAUGGCUCGGAGGUUGGAGUAGGUGGAGCUCAAGUAACUGGUUCAAAUACCAGAAAGCACAUAUUACAAGUAUCUACCUUCCAGAUGACUAUAUUAAUGUUAUUCAACAACAGAGAAAAAUACACAUUUGAGGAAAUCCAACAGGAAACAGAUAUUCCUGAAAGAGAAUUGGUCAGAGCUCUUCAGUCAUUAGCAUGUGGCAAACCAACACAACGAGUCCUUAGCAAAGAACCCAAGUCAAAAGAAAUUGAGCCUGGUCAUGUUUUUAUAGUGAAUGAUCAGUUCACAUCAAAAUUGCACAGAGUUAAAAUCCAAACAGUUGCUGCCAAACAAGGGGAGUCUGACCCAGAGAGAAAAGAAACACGACAGAAGGUUGAUGAUGACAGAAAGCAUGAAAUUGAAGCUGCCAUUGUACGCAUCAUGAAAUCCAGGAAGAAGAUGCAGCAUAAUGUUCUUGUGGCUGAGGUGACCCAGCAGCUGAAGGCUCGUUUCUUACCAAGCCCAGUGGUAAUCAAAAAAAGAAUUGAGGGACUUAUUGAGAGAGAAUAUUUGGCACGAACACCUGAGGAUCGUAAAGUAUACACUUAUGUAGCAUAAGAUGCAUUCAACCAGUUUAUCUUCUGGACUGUAUAACCGCAUGAACUGGGAGGUUCGUUUUAAAAAUAUUAAGAAGACCUUCUCCAAAUAAAUUGCAGUAAGUGUACUAGAUUAUUCAGAUCAAGCCCUCAUUCCCUGUGAUAAUUUUGAACAAAAAUGGACCCAACUUCUGGUUGCUCGCCAUUUUACCCUUGUAGAGAUCAUCCUUAAGAGUUCCUCGGGAAAAUGUGAAUGUGUUUUCAUUUUGUUUUCAGUACUGUAAAAAAAAAAAGGAAAUAAAAUCUAGAAAACGUGAAAUACCAUCAAUAAAAAUAAAAUAAUUGUUCAAAUUUCUUUUUCCCUGAUUCUCAAUGUUUAUGUCAAGGAAUUUUUCCAAGUGUUUGGCACCUCUUUGCUUGUAACGAUUGGGUAUAAAAAGCUGGUUAAAUGAACUGCAGCUGCCUUGCAUAUUGCCUUGCUUUUGCAAUAUUCCGCUAGGAAGAAGGCUUUAAUGUAAACUCCCAGAUAGUGUGCACAUUUUUAAAAUGGCAAAAAUGUGCUUUUUAACAUGCUGUAUUUUACCAUUGAAUGCAAUUUAUUGCAGAAUUUAUUUUCAGUGGAAAUCUUUGAAUGGGGUCCCAUUAAACUGCCUAUAUCAUCGCUAACAUUGUAUACUAAUUGUUUCUUUGUGUCGAUGGCAAGUGCAGUCCAUACCCAGUUACUUCUAAAGUUGAAGUUUUAUUUUAGUGUGUAUAAAAUGUAUAAUAUUUUUUUGCUGUUGUACUCACUGCUGAUAGUAGCUUGUACAGGGCAUUGUUUUCAUCACAUUACUUGUAGACAGAGGAAUUCAAAAUAAAAAUACUGGUAAGCUAGGGAAAAUCUGCAUUGUACACAAGAUGUAUACAGUCAUAAUAUCUAUUGGGAUGAUUAGCCUAUCUUAGUAUUCAUGUGAAAUGAAGCAUUAAGAUAGAUGUGACAAUGCAUGGAAACAACAUUUUUUAUAUAUACUGGGAGCCUUAAAGAGUAACUCUUAUUUAGUUACAGUUGUGGAUAAGCUGAAAGCUUGUUUCUAGUUCGCUUUUGAUUUGUCUGUAUCAAACAAAGCAAGACUGUCUCAGACAGUUAAAAGCACCCACACCUAGUCAAGGGAAAAUCAUUUCCAAGGGUGGUACUGGUUAAUGACAACAAUUUUUUAUUUCCACAGCAUUGAGAAUCAUAUGUACCUGUGGGAUGCGAUGAUCUAACCUUAUUUCGUAAACUUUCUCUGAACUGCAGCAGAAAAUCAAUUUAUGAUAUUAAUUGGUAGCAGUGAUUUUGUUUUUAUAUAUAAUGCAUUACAUGGAAACAAAAUAACUACCAAAUAAUUGUUUCCUAGGUAAUCUGCUGAAAAUAAAUGAUGGGAUAGUGGGGGCUGGGGAGCUACCUCAAUAACCCUCACUUUCUCUUGAGACUUUUCAGUAUAUCCACAAUUAAAUUUGAGUUGGUCUUUUAAAGCCCCAACCAGUGCUAUAAAUGGAGUGAGAAUGGAUGCAAGUGAUCCCUUCUGGGAUUGAAUUUUUAAUUAAAAAAAAAGUUUACCAAACUUUUGAGGACACUUAAUAUAUGCAUAACUAUCAUAAUUUAUGUUUAAAAGGUUAAUCUUAAUGGGUUAUUGAUUUUUUUUAAGUUCUGAGGUUUGUUAUUAGAGGUAAAUGUCAGAUUGUUUGCUGUACUGCUUUUUAAGGGCAUAUUACGAUCAAUCCAGUUCAGCCAACGUCUUUGUUAUGAUGCCAGCCAAUGGAAUACACAUUAAAGAUUCUACACUAAGUACAGAGUUGAAUGUUUUGAUGUGACUACUAGGAAAACACAAAGGAAAUUAAGUCCAUUUAAA
Messenger RNA from Pristis pectinata (smalltooth sawfish), 4453 nucleotides. RefSeq names its product cullin 3b (gene cul3b). Gene Ontology annotation, cellular component: Cul3-RING ubiquitin ligase complex. Gene Ontology annotation, biological process: protein ubiquitination; ubiquitin-dependent protein catabolic process. The coding region runs from base 301 to 2604 and encodes 767 amino acids. The record is from RefSeq and is a predicted model, not a curated record. Lineage: Eukaryota; Metazoa; Chordata; Chondrichthyes; Rhinopristiformes; Pristidae. The transcript is spliced from 16 exons. Gene Ontology annotation, molecular function: ubiquitin protein ligase binding.